AUGGGUUGCAUAAUCUCUAAGAAGAAGUCUCCGAAGAAAAACCCCCACCACCAUCAUCAUCAUCAUCAUCCAACAGAGAAGCGUUCUUCACGGAUCAAUUCGUCGCGGAUCGACGAUUCGAGCCAAACGAAAGACGAGCAAGACAGAUCGAAUUGCAGAGACGCCAAAGUCAGAUUAAUCGAAUCCGAAAAGUUCAGCUCCAGUAGAUUCUCCGAGAAACAUGCGGAGAUUUCCCAGAUUGGUGACACAGACGACGAAGACGAAGAAGCUCCUCCUCCUCCUGAUGAGUUAAAGAGAGAGCCAAGCAUCGUUAUCCAUCAUCCAAAGGAAGAAGCUGAAGCUAAGCAAGUCGCUGCAGGAUGGCCUGCUUGGCUAGUCUCAGUCGCCGGUGAAGCUCUCGUCGAUUGGACUCCACGACGAGCAAGCACCUUCGAGAAAUUGGAGAAAAUUGGGCAAGGUACGUAUAGCAGUGUAUACAAAGCUCGUGAUCUUGUCAACAACAAGAUCGUCGCGCUUAAAAGAGUCCGUUUUGAUCUCAGCGAUCUAGAGAGCGUCAAGUUCAUGGCGAGAGAGAUCAUUGUGAUGAGAAGGCUUGAUCAUCCUAAUGUACUUAAAUUAGAAGGCUUGAUCACUGCCUCUGUCUCGUCUUCUCUCUACUUGGUUUUCGAGUACAUGGAUCAUGAUCUCGUUGGACUUGCCUCCAUACCUGGAAUCAAGUUCUCAGAGCCUCAGAUUAAAUGUUACAUGGAGCAACUUCUAAGCGGGCUUCACCAUUGUCACAGCCGUGGUGUUCUGCAUCGUGAUAUCAAAGGAUCAAACUUACUGAUUGACAGUAAUGGAGUCUUGAAGAUUGCGGAUUUCGGUUUAGCUACGUUUUUCGACCCGAAACACUGCGUUCCAUUGACUAGCCGUGUUGUGACGCUUUGGUAUCGACCACCAGAGCUUCUUCUCGGAGCUUGCCAUUACGGUGUUGGUGUUGAUCUCUGGAGCACCGGAUGUAUAUUAGGAGAGUUAUAUUCCGGGAAACCGAUCCUCCCCGGAAAAACCGAGGUAGAGCAACUGCAUAAGAUCUUCAAGCUAUGUGGUUCGCCAACAGAAGAUUACUGGAGGAAACUGAAGCUGCCACCUUCAGCUGCGUUUAGACCGGCGCUUCCAUAUGGACGACGUGUAGCAGAGAUGUUCAAGGACUUGCCGUUGAAUGUUCUCUCGCUUUUGGAAGCUUUACUCUCCAUAGAUCCUGACCGGAGAGGCUCUGCAGCUAGAGCUCUUGAGAGUGAGUACUUCAAAACAGAGCCGUUCGCUUGUGAUCCAUCGUCUCUACCAAAAUAUCCUCCAAGCAAAGAGAUUGAUGCUAAAGUCCGGGACGAUGCGAAAAGGCAGCAGCAACAACAACAGCGACCCAACGUGGAGAAGCAAGACUCUCAGACAAGACGGUCACACGAAAGAAAACUCAUCCCACCGGUGAAAGCAAAUCCGUCAAUCGCAGCAGCUAUGGAGAAUCCUUAUUUAAGAAGCUGUGCUGCGGGUAAUUCGACAAGACAAUCACAAACGCAGACUACAAAGGACAUGAGCAGCAACAACAAUCCGGCGGCGAGUGGAAGAGUCUCUCACUCCGGUCCGAUGACGAACAACCGGAAUCACAGCCGGUUAACGUACGUGAAGGAAAAUGCAGCUCCUAGAAUACCUUCGUACAGAGGUCACUCAACGGGACAAAGCGGUACAGACCAACCAAUCAUGGAUCAGCAGAGGAAGGAUCUGAGAGCAUUCAACAGAGCUGAUACUAUGGAUAAUAGUAAGAGGCAAAUCAAAAUGCCAAAUGACCCAUCUUGGUAUGAUUCUGGAGAUAACAAAAUGUACAUGUCGGGUCCAUUGUUGGCUCAGCCAAGUAAAGUGGAUCAGAUGCUGGAAGAACAUGACCGGCAGCUGCAGGAAUUCACCAGACACAAAGCAAAACAAUCCAGGCACUGA
Messenger RNA from Microthlaspi erraticum, 1968 nucleotides. The record is from the annotation of a GenBank genome assembly. Lineage: Eukaryota; Viridiplantae; Streptophyta; Magnoliopsida; Brassicales; Brassicaceae.